Trichechus manatus latirostris (Florida manatee) is the source of this 7806-nucleotide messenger RNA. RefSeq names its product TATA element modulatory factor 1 (gene TMF1). Lineage: Eukaryota; Metazoa; Chordata; Mammalia; Sirenia; Trichechidae. The record is from RefSeq and is a predicted model, not a curated record. Bases 351 to 3632 code for a protein of 1093 amino acids. Gene Ontology annotation, cellular component: endoplasmic reticulum; Golgi apparatus. The transcript is spliced from 17 exons.
CGGUAACUAAGGGCAACUCUGGGCUUCCGGAUGUGACGUCCACGUUCUAGACCCCGUUCUUCCGUCACUCGACGGAACCUCUGGGCUCCGGGAUUCAGUAGUUGUGUACGUGGAAGAAGGUGGCGCAUGCGCAGACCGCCCCUCCGCCUCGGCUGUGCGGGAAGGGCUGAGAGGGUCAGGUCCCUGGCGCGGGGGAGACGGUCCCGUCAUGGACCCCCGCUGACAGCCCGCCGACGGGACAAGGAGGUGAGGGCGUCUGCUGCACCCCUCCCCGGGCUUGAGCCCGGGCGGCCUGGCCCCUUGGCCUUCUUCCUCGGAGCUGCCGCCGUCUAUGCGGCUGAGGAGGGGAGAUGAGCUGGUUCAACGCCUCCCAGCUUUCCAGCUUCGCCAAACAGGCGCUGUCCCAGGCCCAGAAGUCCAUCGACAGGGUGCUGGACAUCCAGGAAGAGGAGCCGAGCGCCUGGACCGACACCAUUCCUUACGGAGAGCCGGGAAUAAGUUCCUCUGUUAGUGGAGGAUGGGAUACUUCAGCUUGGGGCUUAAAAUCAAGCACUGAACCUCAGAGUCCACCGAUAGCGUCUCCUAAAGCAAUUACAAAGCCAGUUCGGAGGACUGUGGUGGAUGAAUCUGAAAAUUUCUUCAGUGCCUUUCUCUCUCCAACAGAUGUCCAGACCAUUCAGAAGAGUCCAGUGGUAUCAAAACCUCCAACUAAAUCACAACGACCAGAAGAUGAAGUAAAAAGCACUUUACAGGAAUCCUUGCACACUGGACAGUCAAGAACAACUGAAUCAACAGAGACAAAAGUAAAAGACUCGUCUCCGUGUGCACCAGGGAAAACUCUGGCAGUAGAUACUCUGUCACCUAAAACUGAAGGCAAGCAUGAAGAAAUUGUUAACCAAGAAUCUGACAUGAAGGUGCCAGCUGAACAUCUGAAAGUAUCUGAAAGUGUAAUUAGUGUGAAAACAACUACAGAAAGCGGAUCUAACAUUUCCAUGCAGUCUCUCACAGCAGAAACAAAGGACGUGGCUUUGGAACCUAAGGAACAAAAACAUGAAGACAGACAGAGCAAUACACCUUCUCCUCCUGUUAGUACCUUCUCGUCCGGUACUUCUACCACUAGUGAUAUUGAAGUUUUAGAUCAUGAAAGUGUAAUAAGUGAGAGCUCAGCAAGUUCGAGACAAGAAACCACAGAUUCAAAAUCAAGUCUUCACUUGAUGCAGACGUCUUUUCAGCUUCUCUCUGCAUCUGCUUGUCCUGAAUAUAAUCGUUUAGAUGAUUUCCAAAAACUCAAUGAGAGUUGCGGCUCAUCUGAUGCGUUUGAAAGAAUAGACUCGUUUAGUGUACAGUCAUUAGAUAGCCGGAGUGUAAGCGAAAUCAACUCAGAUGAUGAAUUGUCAGGCAAGGGAUAUAGUUUAGUACCUAUUAUAGUUAAUUCUUCAACUCCAAAGACUAAGGUGAUUGAGUCUGUUGAUGCAGAAUCUGAAGAAGUAGUAAAUGAAACAGUGAUACCCAAUGAAGAAACGGAAAUGGAAGAAAGUGGACGAAGUGCAACUCCUGUUAACUGUGAACAGCCUGAUAUCUUGGUUUCUUCUACACCAAUAAAAGAAGGGCAUGCUGUCUUUGACAAGGAGGCUGAGCACAGCAAAGCUGCUGAAAGUCAGCCAGAAGCACUUUCUGAGAAGGAAGAUGUUUCCAAGACGGUUGAUUUUCUGAAUGAGAAACUGGAGAAAAGGGAGGCUCAGUUAUUAUCUCUUAGUAAAGAGAAAGCACUUCUGGAAGAAGCCUAUGAUAAUCUAAAAGAUGAAAUGUUCAGAGUGAAAGAAGAAAGCAGUAGCAUUUCUUCCUUGAAAGAUGAGUUUACUCAAAGAAUUGCAGAAGCAGAAAAGAAAGUCCAGCUAGCCUGCAAAGAGAGAGAUGCUGCUAAAAAGGAAAUGAAAAGUAUAAAAGAAGAACUUGCCACGAGGUUAAAUAGUAGUGAAACUGCAGAACUUUUGAAAGAGAAAGAUGAGCAGAUCCGAGGAUUAAUGGAAGAAGGAGAAAAACUUUCAAAACAGCAGCUGUAUAGUUCUAACAUCAUUAAGAAAUUAAGAGCUAAAGAUAAAGAAAAUGAAAAUAUCACUGUAAAGCUCAACAAAAAAGUUAAAGAGCUAGAAGAGGAAUUGCAGCAUUUAAAACAGGUCCUUGAUGGCAAAGAAGAGGUUGAGAAACAACAUAGAGAAAAUAUUAAAAAACUAAAUUCUGUGGUAGAACGUCAAGAGAAGGAUCUUGGCCGACUUCAGGUUGACAUGGAUGAACUUGAAGAAAAGAAUCGAAGUAUUCAGGCUGCCCUUGAUAGUGCAUACAAAGAACUUACUGAUCUUCACAAAGCCAAUGCUGCAAAGGAUAGUGAGGCACAGGAGUUUGCCCUGAGCCGUGAGAUGAAAGCUAAAGAAGAGCUUUCUGCAGCGCUAGAGAAGGCCCAAGAGGAAGCCCGUCAGCAGCAAGAAACAUUAGCGAUUCAAGUGGGGGACCUUAGGCUGGCGCUGCAACGUGCAGAGCAAGCAGCUGCCCGGAAAGAAGAUUAUUUACGCCAUGAGAUCAGUGAACUCCAGCAGAGACUACAGGAAGCAGAGAAUCGGAACCAAGAACUGAGUCAAAGUGUUUCAUCAACAACAAGACCAUUACUUCGACAGAUAGAAAAUUUGCAAGCAACUUUAGGGUCCCAGACGUCGUCGUGGGAGAAGUUAGAGAAGAAUCUUUCUGAUAGGCUUGGUGAAUCCCAGACCUUAUUGGCAGCAGCAGUUGAGCGAGAACGUGCAGCGACAGAAGAACUCCUUGCCAACAAAAUUCAGAUGUCUUCCUUGGAGUCACAGAACUCUCUCUUAAGACAAGAAAAUAGUAGAUUUCAGGCCCAGCUAGAAUCUGAGAAAAAUAAGCUGAGAAAACUGGAGGAUGAAAAUAAUCGGUGCCAGGUUGAAUUAGAAAACCUGAAAGAUGAAUAUGUAAGAACACUUGAAGAGACAAGGAAAGAAAAGACACUGUUGAAUAAUCAGUUAGAAAUGGAGAAAAUGAAAGUUGAACAAGAAAGGAAGAAAGCAAUUUUCACUCAAGAAGCAAUGAAAGAAAAGGAACGCAAGCCAUUUUCUGUUUCUAGUACUCCCACGGUUUCACGCUCGAGUUCAAUAAGUGGAAUUGAUAUGGCAGGGCUACAAACGUCUUUUCUGUCUCAGGAUGAGCCUCAUGAUCACUCAUUUGGACCAAUGUCUGCAUCAGCAAAUGGAAGCAAUCUUUAUGAUGCUGUAAGGAUGGGAGCAGGAUCCAGCAUUAUUGAGAAUUUACAGUCUCAGCUAAAGCUAAGGGAAGGAGAAAUUACUCAUUUGCAGCUAGAAAUUGGCAAUCUGGAAAAAACCCGAUCAAUAAUGGCUGAAGAGCUAGUUAAAUUAACACAUCAAAAUGAUGAACUUGAAGAGAAAGUGAAGGAGAUACCCAAACUUCGAACUCAGCUAAGAGAUUUGGAUCAAAGAUACAACACUAUUCUGCAGAUGUAUGGAGAAAAAGCAGAAGAGGCAGAAGAGCUUCGACUAGAUCUUGAAGAUGUGAAAAAUAUGUAUAAGACUCAAAUAGAUGAACUUCUAAGACAAAGGCUCAGUUAACUUCUGAAAAUUGCAUUCCCAUCAAACUGAAUGUAAGCAUGUAAUAUCUAAAUGAAGACUUCCAAUAAAUUCUUUUAAAGAAUUACAAAAUGAGAUUCACUGUAGAGUUCAGGAAGUGAAAGAUGACUUUUACAGUGUGCAGUACUAUUUGCAGUUAAAUUAUUUUGUGCAAUAUUUGAACUUUAUUUUUGAAACUCUUCUUUAAAGAUUAAUUCUUUAAAGCAUCCAUUUUAUUUUGCUUUGUAUAGCACAGAGAUUUAUUACUUUAUCCUCAUAUCAAUCUGGUUAUGGAAGGAGAGUGGUGGUGUUCAUAUAUGUAUAGUAGAAAUAUAUAAUUUAUAUGUGUAUGUAUAUAUUGAGAACAUUUAAAGAGCAAUGUUAACAUUGAAACUUUGGAAUCUUUUACACUUACAUCUUCAACAUGUUGAAUGAAAAUGUACAGUAAAUGUUCAAGUAAAAAGUUACCUGCCAUUAUUAAAUUUUGAACUAAAUUUUUUUUAUUGUAGAAGUCAUACACUGUCUGAAAUUUAAAGGCUGAAUAAUUGAAAUAUUUUUUACUUUUUGGUUUGGAAGUUUUCUAAAUUUCAUGUUCUCAGCCAGAAAUUGGUGUAGUACUUAGUACAUGAACUCACUUUACUCAGCUUCUACGAGUAAGUCUGAACAAAUGUCCUUUUUGUUACCUGUCAGGAGAAAGCUGCAGCUAUUCGAACUUAUUUAGGCAUACUUGGAUGGUGGAAACAUUUUACUUAAUAAUGAUUUUGUGAUGGGAUCAGUAACAUUUAAGUGAUUUUGAAGAGGUGUUGAUUUACUGCCCUAUAAAAUUAAUAAAAAAUUCAUUGCCAUUGAGUUGAUUCCGACUCAUAGCGAUCCUACAUAGACAGGGUACAAAUGCCCCAUAGGGUGUCCAAGGAGCAGCUUUUGAAUUUGAACUCCUGACCUUUUGGUUAGCAGCCUGAGCUUUUAACCACUGUGCCACCAGGGCUCCAAAAUUAGUAAAAAGCAUGUAAUUAUUAACACAGUUUCUUACAUUUUGUAAAGCCAUGUCUUUGGCACAUUAAAAAACUGACUGAUAUUCCAGAAUAUUAGAAUAUAAGAUAGUUACAGUAGUUAAUUUAAAUUUGGCAUUCUGCAAUUCUGUAUAAUUUACCUUUUUUUUUCCUUGACACUUAAACACAAAAAUAGAAUGGCAUAGCUUUAAAAAAUAGGUAUGCCGUCUUCCAAAUGUUAGUUUGUUCAGAAUUUAACCAGUCUGUGUUUUAGCCCUGUGUUAAAUAUCUUAAUAAUUUUAUUACUAAAAGUCAGUUAACUGCCUUUACUUACAAAUAAAAAUUCCCAUUAAAUUUUGUAUUUUGGAGUGUAACUAAAUGUAAGCCAUGUUGAAGAAUUUUGGAGAGCUUCCAGGGGAACUGGAGCGACCUCAUUUUCUCUCUUUUUGUAUUCCAGAUAGCAUUUCUGUCAUUAGAUCUCUGAUUUGUAGCAUCAGUAAAUAUUCUUUGAGUGUGAGCCGGAUUCAUAAAAUUAAUUUUCUGUAUUUUAGUGGUAAAAAGCACAAAUAUCUUUUUGUCAGCUUGGUUUUUUUUCCUAAGUAUUCAGGGGCAGAAUGUCAAAACUGAUAGCAAUAAGAAAUGUACAGAAUUAGAAAAUAGAGGACACUUAAACUGAAGAAUUCUGUCAAGCAUUUGAAACUAUGAGUUUAGGAAUUUUGAAAUUGUUCUUUUAAAAUAUCCAACAGUGAACCAAAACCAAAAACAAGAAGCCUUCAGGUUGCAAGAAAGGAUUUAAAUAAAACUCUUUCCUAUACCUUAUAAUUUCAUAAUAUUAAACAAUUUAUUUUUUCUUAAUCCUUCUUACAAUAAAAUUGAUUUAAUAAAAUUUUAGUUUCCAGUUUAUUUAAUUUAAAAAAUAAUAAACAGCUAUUUAAAUUUCUUUAUCAUACAUUACUCUUUAUUCACAAAUUAACAGCUGAUAUUCCUGCUGAGCUUAUUUUGACUACUGUGAAUUUAGUUAAAUCACUUGAUACAUUGAUAAAUUCAGGUGUACUGAAUCAGUUUCUUGAAAAAAACUGCUAAGUGGCAGAAUACCUGUUGAACAUUGGUUGCUGUAUUUUGCUGUUGUCAUUAAAAAUGCCUUAUCCAUUUUCUAGUAAAAGAAUACGUAUAUUUUAUGAAUAAGAAAGUAGUUUGCCGUUAAAUAUCUCAAUUCUUGGAAGAAAACAUGAAGAUGUAACAAUUUCAAAAAUACAAAAAAGUAGAAGAGGUGUGAAUGGUGACAUUUGGAGAUAAAGACAAGCACAGAUCGCAGAGGUCUUUCCAACCCUUUGGAGGCUAAACCUAGACUACUGUUCCUUUGCCUCUUUUUUGAGAACUUCCAGUUGUACGGUGUUUUUAGCAUGUGGAAUGUACGAAAAUAUCUACGUGUGUUGUGAUUUAGGAGAUUCUAAAUAUGGAUAAUCUGACCUCGGGAAACAUGAGCUUUUGUAGUUAAGUAAAUGAAAAGACUCUUCAGGAAAAAGUGUUUUCUCAUGAUCCUCAAAUGAUUUAUUUAAUAAUUGAAAAUUUAUUCAAAUGUUGAUUAAGAGUACAUGAUUUAUAGUAUUUAGGAAAUAGCCACAAGAAAAAGGAGGAAAUGACUGUAGAUGUUUUACUCUCUGUUGAGUUUGUAUACAUUUAUGUUCUCAUAUACUAUAAUUUUUCAUUAAAAACUAAUUUCCCCCAUUCUAGGUCAGUUUGAAAGUAUAACAACUUUAAUUACAUAUUUUGUAAAGGGCUAAAAGUAUGAUUUAAACUACAGAUUGAUACUAUAAUAUUUUAGUUCUAAAUGAAAGAGAAUGUAAACAAUAAGCACGGAUCUGAUUUGAAUAAAGAUUUUAAAAUAGUAAUAAUGUAUUUCAUUUUUAACACAAGUUAGAGUCAUCAGUACCAAUGAAAGAAGUAAUACUGUUUUAUGAAGAUAACUUUGGAUUUCUUAUUUUAAGAAAGUGAGGAUAAACCCAAAUUUAUGAGUUAUAUUGUUAAGAAUAUAUUAGUCAUUCAGCAUAGUUUUUCUAAUGAAGAUAUAUUUUUGGAAAACUAUACUAAGAAUUUACUUAUUGUAACUGCUAAUGUCUGUAAGGAUGAUUUGUAUAUUUUUAAUCUUUAGUAUUGAGACAUCCUUCUAACAUUUCUGUAUUCAAAUAACAGAUAAAAUAAGUUAUCCUCUACUCCUGAGUUCAUGUUGCUUGUAUUAUUAAAAUCUGCAACUUUGAUCCUUUAAAGUACUUUCUAACAUAUAGCUUUUACACAUAGCCAGUUCUAGCAUUUAACAAAUCAAGUCCUUUUACAAGAUAGAAACUAAAUGUAUCUUCUUGAUAACUUACUUUUUUUUAUAAUAAUAAAAAAAAUCAAAUACUUUAGUAAUCCACAGUUGUGAUGCAGAUAAUUUACUUAGAACUGUGCAGAAUUUAUUCCUUCACUGCCCCAACAAGUAAGCUCAAUUUAGUAUUUAGAAUCCUCAAAUAAUACUAAGGGCUAAUGGGAGGUUUUCUGUUUGCUUAAUAUUAAACUCUUUUCUUGCCUUUACAGGUAGCAGUGGGCAGAACAUGGUAGAUAGAGGAGUUCUUUUCAGUUUUAUUCAAUGCCAUGCCCAUUUGCCUCUUUAGAAACUAUAGUUUUUAAAAAUCUGUUUGUGUGGUCGUGUUGAUGAUAAGAAACAGUGCUUAGUUUGUCCUAGGCACCGUGUAAGGACUUCAUCUAUAUAGAUCACAAUCCCUUAUUCUCUAUUCUGAAAUCUGGAAAACUCUGAAAACCAGAUUUUUUAAAAUAAGUUUGCUGUCAAAACUACUUAGUAGUAAAACCUGACUUGAGCUGACAUGGGGCUAUUUGUUGUCUUUAUUUACCUCACGUGUGAAAACUCAUACAUUUUGCUGCAGAAAUACUGUGUUAAGUUAUGGGGUGCUGACCCAGGGCUCUAUAGGAUACUAAAUAGUACGCAUAUCCUAUAAAAAAAAUUCUGCAACACAUCUGGCCCCAAGGAUUUUUGGAAAAGGGAUUGUGGACCUGCAUUUUAUAAUGAAAACAACUUUUUAAGGGUGAUUCCAUUAUUAUCUCGAUUUUAAAAAAGAAGAAAAGUAACUUGCUCAAGGUCAUAUGAUACCUUGCUUUUUUCACUCAAUAACAUAUCCUGCAAUAUAUAAAGA